This is a messenger RNA of Acanthoscelides obtectus, 491 nucleotides long. The record is from the annotation of a GenBank genome assembly. Lineage: Eukaryota; Metazoa; Arthropoda; Insecta; Coleoptera; Chrysomelidae.
AUGCAAAGAGUAUCUUGUAAUAUUUCAGUUUUUAUUAGAAACCUGCAUCAAAAUUCUAGCCAUGAAAAGGUUGCCGCAAGUUCAUUUUUUCAACAAAAUGUGGCUUAUGUAUUAGCCAGCAACAGGUUAAUAAUCACAAAAUACGCCAACGAAACCACGGCCGUAGAGGAAGUAGAAAAAAAAAUUUAUAUGAAACUGAUGAUGUGAACCUAGUAUUAGAAAUAUUUGUAAGAUGUUGGUUUUGUAACUUGAACAAAUUUAUUGGUAGCUUGUGAGAUGUCUUUUAUGAAUGUAGUUUUAAUUAUUAAACAUGGGUAACAUACAAAAAACAAUAAUGGCACAAAUAUACAUAAAAAUCUUGAAAUAAAGGGGGUAGACACAACUUUGAAACACGAUAUAACUGAUAUUAUUUUUGGCUCAAUCAGAGAACAGCUGAUUGAAAUACCAGUAAUAUUAUAUUGCUAUAUCUGUAAAUUUUGUUAUCAAGCCAC